GACCAGGUUCACCCAGUCGGUUCACGGUCCUCGUCACUGCGGCGGUCGCCGAAGGAGGCAUCGGGAGACAAGAGUUUGCAUGAAGUUCAGAUCACGUAUUUCCCCUGUCAAGGUGUUGAUCUUCAUCGAAUUGGCUCUGGUGGCCAACCUUUUGGCUUCUCAACAGGGCUUUCAGAUGUGGAACACUGGACGCCGUCACACGCCAUCUUCGAACGGCUCGGCUCAGCUGGCUGUGUGACGGACGACGGAAGUCGUCCCCGCCGCAGACGAAUCCAGGCACCAUGACCAUGCCGCCAGGCCGCCGACGCGGGCUCGUGGCAUCGUGUUUGUCCCUGAUGGUCGCUUGGGGUCUCGUCGCGCAGUGGACGGCCUUUCUGGAAGUGCCCCAACAGCAGGAACUUCAGCGCCGGCAGAUCUUGGCCAUCAGCGCUGGAGCAGCAGCGCAGGCCCUGCCCACGCCCGCGGCUUUGGCGGGCGACCGAGAUCGCCUGUCCAUGGUCCUGGCUGUGAGGAGGAAGUUCUUGCCCAAGAUCUUGAAGACCUACAAGGAGUUGCAGGCAGCGGGCAGCAUCACAGAUGACUUCUUGGAGGAGAAGAAGUUGAAGAAGUUUAUCACUGCACUGAUGAGCUACGGCAGCAUUCAACGCAUGGAGGAGGCGCCUGACAAGAUUUCUCGGAAGCUGCAAGCAGAUGCCAAGGAAGUGGAGCAGUUCUUGUUAGCCAAAGACUAUGCCAACGCGAUGAAAGCUCUCGAGACGUACCGCUUAGACGUCCCCAAUGGCGGCGGCGAGUUCGAGUGGAGCGCCGAGGGCUGAGUGAUGGCUUGGUGACAGCGCUGGAGGUUUGACGAGCGGCCGUGGAGCUGCAAAGCCUUCCUUGCCAG
Durusdinium trenchii is the source of this 883-nucleotide messenger RNA. The record is from the annotation of a GenBank genome assembly. Lineage: Eukaryota; Dinophyceae; Suessiales; Symbiodiniaceae.